This is a messenger RNA of Porites lobata, 8508 nucleotides long. The record is from the annotation of a GenBank genome assembly. NCBI's taxonomy places the organism in Eukaryota, Metazoa, Cnidaria, Anthozoa, Scleractinia, Poritidae.
CUGGGCGCCAUAUUUGUUCUUAGCCGGCUCCGCAGAGCUUGAGUUUUGUCACUAAUUUUUUUGAUUUUGCAGCGUUCUGAUAAGCGUAAAUGAACGUGAUGUGGACGAAACGGCUUCUGGAGCUUAAGUGUGAGUGUAUUAGUUAAUCCAUUUUGUAAUAUUGCUUGUCAGUGCUUCAGAUUUUGCGCGUAAACAAAAACAGUCGUAAAAAGUGUCUAUGUUGGUACAAUAUUCACGUGCAAAUGCACUGGAACCUCCAUGAAGCCCACUUUGAUGGAGUUGGCAGCUUGAUGGAAGUUUCAUUUACAGUUCUUUUACACCAUUAUUUUGAAACUUGAUCACUGGCCGCUUAAUGGAAAUCCCCCCCUCCCCCUUCACCUCUCUUCCCCCUCCAACCCCACUAGCCCUCACUCCACCCCCAAACAGAGGAAGCUGGUCAGUAUUGAAUCUUAAAAAAUUUUUAGGCAUCAAGAUGGUUUCUAAAAAUCAACAGACUGUCAACAGUCUUUCAAGGUCUUGGGUGAGUAUAUCAAGUGCUCAAACAGGCCAAAAUACUGCAAGCUUAUAAGACCAUCCCCUUUUUUUUCUCCGUUUACUGUCGUCCGACUGACCCAAAUUUUUGGCAUUUUCAAAAGAAAAAAAAAGUAGCGACGUAGUUCAACCGUUUUUCGCUUGAAAUAAUCCUUUUAAUCUGAAAAAUGAGCAUAGUAACAGCAUAGAGAAAAACAGGAACAAAAACAGGAACAUUUUUUACAGUAUGUUGGGCAUUUUUUUCAUCCAAAUAUGUGAAUGUUAACUUUUGACGUCAUCCUGGGGUACCAGGGCCUCCUCUUCUGAGACUUCUGGUGAUUUUUUUUUUUACGUUUUUUUUUUCAAUCCAACCGACCGACCCAAUGUCAGGAAAGGCAUUCGAUGGUAAACGAAAAAAAAAAGGGUAUGGCCUAAGGGGAAACUAGGUGGGGGAGAUAAGAAGAGUUGAUAAAGGUUUCAUGGUGUUUUAUAGUUCAUGAGCCAAUCCAGUUUUCUCAUGCUCACAACUGAUGCUGCAGGGAUUUAAACACAUUGGUUAUAGAGGAACAAACGGCCUCUUUUCCUCCCAUUGCCCCCAGUGCCUCUUUCUCUCUUGUUCACUCUCACUACUAGUCUUGGGGUCCGGACAAUCUGCGAGCCAGCAAGCUAUGCGAGCGAUGGGAAAAAAUAGAGUUUUAUGAAAUUGUAAAUGCAUGAAAAAUGUUUUCUGCUUGGUUCUGAGGUUUUGCUGAUGGAAUAUUUGCAGAAUUACACAGUAUUGAUUGACUUUCACUGAUUAUUUAUUGACCAGGGCUAAGCACUCACUUUAUGGAUUAGGGUUAAGCGCUGUUUAGGGUUAAAACCUUUUUUUACGGACUAGGGUUAAGUGCUUUGUGGCAUUAAACACUUAUUUACAAUGGUUCGCUUUCGGUUAUUUUUUGUCAUAUUACUACUUUUUCAAUUUUUUUCAAUUUUUCUUUUGCAUAUGGCUCACUGGCUCGCACUGUGUCCUAACUACUAGUCUUGCCAAGUCUGACCAUUUUUUAUACCCAUUCAACUGACUACAAACAGAUUGCAAGUAAUAUAUAAGGAAAAAAAUUUCAGUGAAACUGUUAAACACUGAUUGAGAAUUUCUAUUGCCUGAAAAUGACAUUUUUUUGGAUAUGUUAAUCUCAGUCUUGUUUUGUGACCUUUGUUGUUACUUUCCUCUAAAUGUUCCUCCAAUUUACUUAUUUAAGCUACAGAUAAAGUAAAAUUGAGUUUAACUGGAGUACAUUAUUCUUAAAUUGUAGACCAUCGGCAAAUACAGCUAUUGAAAAGGAUAGUUCAUUGCUUAUGCAGGUUUGAAGUUGUUUCUGUCCUUAUGUCUGUAACCUGAAUCAUUAGUUCCUUUUUGUGUGCAAAAACUACUCAUUCUAGAAGGAAACCUAUUGAUGGUCAUGUGAGCUUGCCCCUGGAUAGUUUAGUCCCAAGUGUCAUAUUGUACAGGUAUCUGGACUAGUAAUGCAGAAAGAGACUUUAUUUAGUUUGCUGUCUUAGGCACACUGGACAAUUUAAAGACCUGGAACCAGUUCCUGAAAGGCCGAUUAGCGCUAAUCCAUGGUUAAAAUUGUGUUCCGUUUUUGUAUUUUACCUUUCUAUGCAUUGCUUGGAGUAACAUUUUGUGUUAUCAUUAAUAUAUCUCGAAGUUAAGGCUGAACAGUAUUUUGCAACUUGCUCGAGUUGCAUGUUCUUUGACAAAAAAACCUUGCUUAAAAUUUGGCUUAAUCUUGGGUUAAACUUAACCAUCUUUUGAGGAACCGGGCCCUGUCUUUAAAAAAGAGGGUUUUUCGUGGUGUUAUAAUAAUUGCUGUGACAUUCUUUUAUGGUAGAAAUUCUUCAACAAGCAAUUCAUAUGAAGUGAUCACAGAACUUAAGCACAGAGUUUCUCCACCUGGUUAUGUACCUCCACAUAUCACACGCCCUCCCUAUGCUGAUACAGGCAUAGUACCAGAACCCCCUGAAGCUACUGAAAUCAAAACAGAUGAGCAAAUUGCUGCUAUGAGGACUGCAUGUAGGACAGCACGGAAAGUCCUGAAUAUUGCAAGAGACAAUAUCAAGGUGAGAGAAGAAAAAGUGUGUGUUGUUUUGACAAGCCAUUCUUAAGCUUUUGAGGGGAUAAGUUAUGAAGGGGUUGAAUAAGUUAAUGGAUAGAUACAUUUUGCCUUAAAAUAUGUUUGGAUUGAGGACUUGUGCAAUAAAUUAUGAAUAACGUGAGAUCAGGUCCAAUAUUUUAGUGGUUCUCACACAUUCUCUCUAAUGGCUACUGCUAAAAUUUUCGUUUUUUCUUUUUGUUUUGCCUUGGCCGCUGGAAUGUUAUUUACAAAGUGAAAUGAAUAUUGAGCCUGAUCUCAGGUUAAUUAUGAAUGAGUGCAUGAGUGUGUUCCUAAAAUUCAAGUGUAUAUAAUGGUAAUUGGACUGAGUGAAGUCCAAUUUGGUCUGUAAUCAAACGUGUAUUCCUAAAAUACAAGUGUAUAUAAUGGUAAUUGGACUGAGUGAAGUCCAAUUUGGUCUGUAAUCAUAUGCGUGACUCCUGGUAUGCGAUCAUUUGAUUUGUUCAAUCACGAGUAUGAUUACAAUCCGAACUGGACAUCAAGAAGUUCUGUUAUAUUACCAAUUAGUCAUAACUAUAACAAAAUUUGUGAUAUCUUAUGCUUUCUUAAAACUAAAACACAUGAUAUUUUGACAGUUUUUUUGCUAGAAGUGAAAGUAAAAACCCAUUCAAGUGUGCAUGUAUGAUGGCGAAUAAUGUCCAGUUACUCUGUCCUAUUGGUGCUGAAAUCAGGACAGUUGAUAGCCAAUCAGAUUUGAGAAUUUUGUUAUAGUUAUGAUUUGGAGGAUUACAAAUCAGCUUUGAAUUUAGCCCACUGAUUCUGGACCCUGCAUUUCUCAAAGUUUGGAUCAUAGAUUUUGUACAAAACUUGGAUCAGAAUCUUUGGUCAGCCUUGGAUGAAAAGCUGGUGACUUUGUCCACUUUUUGUUAAUAAAGACUUGUGCAAUCUUUUUGCUAAUUGUUUGGUGAGAUCCUGGGGAAACCCAUGUAAUACCUAGUGAAAGGGGGAUGUAUGGAUUUGUGGAUGUUUUGUGUUUGGUCUUUAUCAAAGAAAAAGUUUUGAGGUUACCAUUUUUUUGGUACAUUUUCAGUCCAUUUUAGGAAAAACUGUUAAGAAAUGUGCAUUUAGUUGUCAUUUAUAAAGAGACUUAAAUGAAUAAAAAGUGUACCUUUAUAUAAUUGUGCACUUUUUGGUCAUCGGAGUGGCCAGUUUUUUGGUUUCUAGUGCGUUUUGUACAUGGAGUAGUAGUUUUGUGGUUUUGGGUGUGGUCUUCUCCGCUAUAUCAACUUAGUAAGCCUUCUGUGCUUUCUUUUAAGGUAGGUGUCACAACAGAAGAUAUUGACAAAGUUGUACACCAGGCAGCAAUCUCAUUUGGUGCUUAUCCCUCUCCGCUGAACUACAAGGGAUUUCCCAAGUCUGUUUGUACAUCCGUUAACAGUGUCGCUGUCCAUGGCGUGCCCGAUAGGUAAUGUGGCUCUCAUUAAUAUAUAAAUGGCAGAAUAACAUCUAAAUCAACUACUCCUUCAAAUCUUAAUGUCUUUGAAAUACACGCACACACACACACAAAACCAAAAAAAGUUCUAUUUAUGUUGAUUUAUUUUAUUUCGUCUACUUGCUACAAUUAGGAGCAUUAUUAAAGGAUUAAGUAUUGUUUCUUCACUAUCACCUAUUACUUUGAGACAGUACUUGAGAUACAUUUUGGUGUAAGAUGGCUUUGUGAAUCCGACCCCUUUGUUCACAAAUAAUUAAUGCAGUACGAAGCCCCCCCUCUCCACACAGGUUUUAGUCCUGACAAAACACUUUUUUGUUGAUUUGGUCUUAAAUAUAAAUCUUUCUCAUAGUCUUUUGACAAUGUUGCUAACUGUGGAGUUAACGACAAUACUGAAAUUGUAUUUGGUUGCAAUAUGUUCAGAAAUAACAUAUGAAAUUAUUAAUAAUUUAGUUCUUUCCACUUUCUUUUUACAGUCGGCCCCUUCAGAAUGGUGACAUUGUCAGUGUGGAUGUUUCAGUAAGUGUAAUCACUGAUUAGUUCACACCAUUUAACCAAACUUAGAGAUGCAAUCAACCAGAACUUACUACUGUAAGCCUAGAUGUAGUGCUGGGAAAAGAAAUGGGAGGGAAUGAAUGUCUUCUCUUGAAGGGGCAUAGGACGGGACUUCACAAAGGCUGUUCUUCCUGGCAUAUUUAGUUCUAACAUUAACUGUUGCCAAUUUUAGGUCUAUAUAGGAGGUGUACAUGGUGAUCUGUGCGAGACUUAUGCAGUAGGCUCUGUGGACCCACAAGCACAAAAAUUGUUAGAAAGCUGUCGAAUGUGUUUAGAUGCUGCUGUCAACAUCUGCAGCCCUGGUACAAGGUUUUCUUGGAUUGGUAAUACAAUAAGGUACAAGCUUUAUGUGCUGCUUAUUGCUUUUUAAUAGUCAUUUAAAGUAAAGGAACAAAACACUUGUAUAAAUUGUAGACCUUUCCACAUUUUUUUGGUUAUUCGCUAACUGGUCCCAGUAAAAAGUCUGUGAUGGUAUUAAUACUCUCAGGGGUGGUGCUGUUGUCCCCCAAAGUUCAUGACAAGGACUACUCACAGGUCACAAAGAAAAUCAUUUUAACAGCUUGCCAUUCGGGCAAGCUGAAGCUAACAUUUACUAGCCCAGACGUCAUUUCAACUGGCCCAAAAGCUUUUUGAAGAGCAGAAUUGAUCUCACAGUUCUUCUGUUUUUCGAAUUCCCCAAAAAAGAUCACUUGCCCAUCGGGCAAGUUGAAAACAGAAUUCACUAGCCUAAUAGCAAAAUCCACUAGCCCCGGGCUGUCGGACACCACUUUCUUUGCAUGCUGACUCAGUCCACCAAUGUGAUGAUGACAAAGCUAACAGAAGGUUCCCAAUUUUGCAGCUUCAUGGCUAAGAAAGAUGGAUUUAGAGUUUGCCCUUAUCUGGCAGGUCAUGGUGUAGGAUCAGUGUUUCAUGGACCACCUGAAAUCUUGCACACAGGUGUGCAUGUAAGCUGUUAUAAAACGAAAUGGUUAUAAAUAAUGGUUAUACUUUAGUACCGUAAAUCCUCCAUUAAGCCCCCCUCUCUAACAAUCUCCCCAAGAAUGUUAUGUAGUCCCCCCUCCCCUCUCUCUUUAUUUUCAAAUGACAAACUGUAUGAAUUAAUCACAACUGUAACACUUCAUGUGGACUGAUUUGGUAAUGGUUCAUUAAACUCAUUGCCAAUAGAUGAGCUUGGGAACUGGUGCCUUAAAGGUUGGACGGGAGCCUGAACGCCUCAGGCAUAGCAAGGAGGCAACCCUGCGAGCGGGAACCACCCCUGCAUGCAGCCGCCAACUGACACCAUCACACUGAAAGAAUUCAGUGGAGGGGAGAGAAGGGGAGGGACGGGCAGGGAGCCAGAAUCUGCAACGAUUCGCUAAGCAACAGAUCCGCAAAGAUCAGCUCAAAAAUGCCAGCAUGAGAUGCAACGUAAGUCACAAGAUAAGCAAAAGGCCCCUGCGGACACCCCUCAGAUCACGUACGCUUGAGGAGGAGACCGCUGACCGCAUUGGCUUGCAAUUUAACUUUCCCUAAAUUACACUUAGCCACAUUUAAACUCAUCGCCAAUAGAUGAGCUCGGGAACUGGUGCCUUAAAGGUUGGACGAGAGCCUGAACACCUCAGGCAUAGUAAGGAGGUAUGCAUGGCAACCCUGCGAGCGGGAACCACCCAAAAUACGCAGCUCUCCAAGGUGCUUGGAGAGAGGAGGAACCCGCGAACAGGAGGGGGCCAGGGGACCUCCGAACUUCCCCAACAACCCCAAGCACCGCGGAAUCUUAAGGGUGAGCCCAACCCCAGGGUAAGACAUACCUCACUGGUACCAAGGAUCCACCACUGGCUUUCUUCAUGUGGAGAGGGCGAUGAACCAAUUAUGUCAGUUUCUGAGAAAGGGAUGCCAGGGCCUCGGCCGGUGUCCUUAUGUAUAACUGGUAGGAGACAAAAGUUGAAGAACUUCCUUUGAGCGGUUGCAUAAGUCUUGCGAGUGGAUGGGGCUAGGCCGUGCAUAAGGAAGGUGUGACACUGCUGUUCUAGAGAAAACUGGUCAAUUCCGACAGGAGCUGGGGAGGAAUCGGUAUUGGGGUUGGCUGAGCAUAUCCGCAACGAUUCCCUAAGCAACAGAUCCGCAAAGAUCAGCUCAAAAAUGCCAGCAUGAGAUGCAACGUAAGUCACAAGAUAAGCAAGAGGCCCCUGCGGACACCCCUCAGAUCACGUAUGCUUGAGGAGGAGACCGCUGACCGCAUUGGCUUGCAAUUUAACUUUGUCUAAAUUACAUUUAGCCACAUUUCAUGUGCUGGAAGUUCUGAUUUGUUCUUGAUCUUUCUUUUGUAUGACCUCCAGCCUCAUGUGACUGAGCUUUUCCACUUUGUGAACUAGUUUUUAUGGAGAACUGAUACCAUCAUUUUUGCUAACGUAAAUAAACCUCCCUCUCUAUUAACCCCCCUCCCCCUCCCCCCAAAUGUGCUUGAAAUAAAUAAGGGGACUCAACAGAGGAUUUAUGAUUUUUUUUCCUUUACUUUGUAGUUAAUUUCAAUCCUGGAAAAAUGGAAGCAGGAAUGACAUUUACUAUAGGUGGGUGUUUUGAAACAAAUGUGUUGUUUAGUCCCAUGGUACUCUGCAUGCUUGGCAGGAAAUUCAAUGCCAGAUCCAGACCUUGAGAUAAGUGGGAGGGGGGGGGGGGGUCAUCUCCCAAAAAAUUUUUUCACCCUUCAGGCCUCAGUUUGGUUUACAAAAUAAGGGGGGCCUGGGCCCCCAGAACCCUCCCCUGGAUCUUCCACUGAAAUUUAUCACCAACAGGGGCUGACCUAGGAUUCUUCAAAGGUGGGGGUCACACUGUGUCACACCCAGAGUAUUUACUUGAUUGGCAUGUCAACAUCCAGACCAUGUUUUACUAAAAGUGACAUUCUUCUUUCGGAUGAGCAGUGAGUGUGGGGGGAGGGACAAGCCUACAAGAUUAAUAAUUUACGCUAUGUGGAACUUAAUUACCAGAAACUCAUAAGGGGUUGUUCAACCCCUUAUGAGUUUCACAUAGCAUAAAUUACUCUAUUUUAGUUACGAACAAGAACAUGGUCCACUGCAGCUGUUAGGUCCUGCAAGUGGAGUAAGUAACUGUCUUGCACUGGAAAAGAUUUAUUGCAUGUUGAUUCUUCAGAUUCAUGCGUUUUGGCCAUCUGAAUUAUCGGGACCUAAAACAAUAUUAUUAUCUCACAAAGGGGAGGGGGGGGUUGCGGGCACCCCAGGACCACCCCCUACCUACGCCCCUGACUAAGACCAUGGUAACAAACAAGUGAAGACUGCAAGUUGAGUUCAAUACAAAUCUUGAAAUGCGUAGUCAAAAUAUGGCAUUUUUGCCAUAUUUAUUUUUAAUAUUUCAGAGCCUGUUCUUUGUGAAGGAUCACCCACAAUAAAAAUUCUUGAAGAUGGCUGGACUGUUAUCACUGAAGAUGGCAAAAGGUAUCACCUGUACAUGUUUCUCCUCCAAAUUUGGUUUGAUGUAAUCAUAUGAUGUAAAUUGAACAGAGGUCAAGAGCGUGGAGCUGAAGGUCAUGGCCGGUCUGCACCUUAAGCUAUGUAAUAACAAAUUUUGUUUUUACAAUAAUUAAUUGUUAGUAGAGGUUCAACUGUUUUGAGAUUAAAGCUGUCAUUUUUUUAUCUUUCUUCUUUAGGACAGCACAGUUUGAACACACACUGCUAAUAACAGAUACAGGUGUUGAGGUGCUUACAGCAGACACCGAAGAUUGACACAGAAACCAGCAAUUUGGUUUUUAUUCUAUCUUCUCUCUGUCUGCUGGAGUGAGGCAGUAAGAAGAGAGACAUUGGAGUAAAGAAGAGGGCUGGAGUAAACAAAUAUAAGUGUAUAUUUUUAAUAAAAAAAAAAACAACGACA